UUUGACUUUUGAUAGCCUGGACAAACAGCUUCUCAUAAAAACACGCGCAUAUACAAACUUGCAGACAAAUGCAGGUGGUUUAGAAUCACAAACAAUCUCUCAAAUUUUAGGGAAAUAAAACUUACCUAUAUUUUAAACAGUGUACUGUUUUAGUAUAUUUUGAAUGAUUCAAUUUACACAAAGCUUUCCAGGAGCUACUUCAUGUUGUGUAUUUGAUGCCUCAGUAAGGGCUCAGAAUCUGAAAUGAUUUUACGUUUCCAAAAAGUUUAAAAAAUUGUAUAGAGUUCCCCUAUACUCUUCUCCCAGAACUCCCUGAAGUUUAUAUCUUACAUAACUGUAGCUCAAUUAUCAAAACUAUUGAUAACAAUACUAUUGUUUCUUGAUACACCUUAUUCAAAUUUCAUCAGCUGUCUCAUUCAAGUCCUUUUUCUGUUCCGGAAUCCAAUACAGGAUUUCACUUUGCGUUUAGUUGUCUCGGACUUGACUUUCUUCUUUUAAUCCAAAGUGGCUGUGUGUUCUUGGGCAAAAUUAAUGUCCAAACCUUUCCUCUGUCUUACUAGACGUGAUGUGAUUAACAAUCAGUAAAAAUACAUGUGGAGUGUUUUCGGACACGUCAAAGACAACGAAAUUGUUCUAAUUGCUCAAAGCUGGGCAUAUCUAGCGUGGCCUUUCGUUCAAAUUAAAACAAAAAUAAAGCAAAUAGAAGAGUAUCAUUGUUGUCGAGAAGUUUGUCCUAAAGUAGGACCCGUAGCUUCCCGCUCGACCGGCCAGGAUGCGCUCCCUCUAAUUGGGCAGCGUGUGUCCGCGCUGACGCAGAAAGGCUGCCCCAUUGGUCCGCGCAGUCGGGACUCGGGCGGCUUUUCUCUUGGUGCUCAAGGCACGAUGACGACCCUGGAUGAUAAGUUGCUGGGGGAGAAGCUGCAGUACUAUUAUAGCAGCAGUGAGGAGGAGGACAGCGACCACGAGGACAAGGACAGAGGCAGAGGUGCCCUGGCUGGCGGUUCCACGCCCGCAGACGCGGACUUGGCGGGCGAAGGCAUCUCAGUUAACACAGGUCCAAAAGGCGUGAUCAAUGACUGGCGCCGCUUCAAACAGCUGGAGACAGAGCAGCGGGAGGAGCAGUGCCGGGAGAUGGAGAGGCUGAUCAAGAAGCUGUCCCUGAGCUGCAGGUCCCAUCUGGACGAAGAGGAGGAGCAGCAGAAGCAGAAGGCCCUCCAGGAGAAGAUCAGCGGGAAGAUGACUCUGAAGGACUUGGCGGUGAUGAACGAGGACCAGGACGAUGAGGAGUUCCUGCAGCAGUACCGGAAGCAGAGGAUGGAAGAGAUGCGGCAGCAGCUCUACCAGGGGCCCCAGUUCAAGCAGGUUUUUGAGAUCCCCAGUGGAGAAGGGUUCCUGGACAUGAUCGACAAGGAGCAGAGGAGCACCCUCAUCAUGGUCCACAUUUACGAGGAUGGCAUCCCGGGGACCGAGGCCAUGAACGGUUGCAUGCUCUGCCUGGCGGCCGAGUACCCGGCCGUCAAGUUCUGCCGGGUGAGGAGCUCGGUCAUCGGGGCCAGCAGCCGCUUCACCAGGAAUGCCCUCCCUGCUCUGCUCAUCUACAAGGGGGGCGAACUGAUUGGCAACUUUGUCCGUGUCACUGACCAGCUGGGGGAAGAUUUUUUUGCUGUGGACCUUGAGGCUUUCCUCCAGGAGUUUGGAUUGCUCCCGGAAAAGGAAGUUUUGUUGCUAACCUCUGUGCGUAACUCUGCCACCUGCCACAGUGAGGACAGUGAUUUAGAAAUUGAUUGACCAUCUGUGCUGGUGGCAUAGACCUCUCAUGGUUUGGGCUGGAAGACACAUGUUCGCGUGUUUAUUUUCAUUCUUUUGUGUGAUCUUCCGACUUUUCCCCGUUCUUCAUAGUCCCUUCUAUGAUAUGUCAGGUCAAGAAAUUCUCUGAUCAAAUCAGUGUGCUGAAUCACCUUGUGGUUCGCCAUGAAGUGACUUAACAUGUAUAAACAGGAAGCCAGGCUUUUGAACUGUUUACUUAAGAUCCUCUAGCGUGACAUCUCUGUUAUUGUUUCCAGUCAAUAUUUACAUAGCAUCCUAAAGACAGUGUCCUGAAAAUUGUCUUCAGAUGGUCUCAGAGGUCUCUGCCAGGUCCGGGAGUAUAAUCCUAUAGUUAGUGUGUUAUUUGCAACAUAAAUACUACAUUUUCCUUCAUCAGUGAUCAUAUUAUAUUCACAUGUAAUCAAACUCAUCACCAUAGAAGGCAGUUAAAUUUUUUAACCCUAAGACCCUGUUCUCCCUAGGGUCUUGUUUAAAGGUUCUGGACCACAUAUGUUUGCCCCAUCAACAGGGGUGACCUUUGCUGCUGGAGUCGAUGUCCUGCUCAAGUGUUGUUAAGUCUACAGUAGGAGGAAGGAUGGAGACGGGCUUCCCUCUUGAUGCCGGAAGAACAGCUUGACUUAAAAAUUAGAGCUGGGAUGGAGCUGGGAAGCAUUUUUAAAGAAAGAUCUUUCAAUAAGAUACCCCUGCUCACCUUUUCUCUGUUUCUCUUUUAUUUAACAAAGUAAAAAAUUUUUUUUAUUUGUUUAAUGUAGCUUUUGUUAAUUUUUUUAAAUAUUGGAAAAGUAACCAAUAUUUAAGAAAGGAAAAUUUACCAAAAUACAGAAGCAAAAAAAUAAAAUUAGAAUACUCUCUAAUCUUACUACCUAGGAUAAAACACUAUUAAUAUUUUGGGAUAUUUCCUUCCAAGGUGUUUUCUUUGUAUACACAGACAUUUUGUGUGUUUGUUGUUAAAGAAAACAGUGGGAUCAUUCUGAACAUACUGUUUUAUAGUAUGGUCAGCUAAUAUAUCAAAUGUUUUUCUGUGUUACUAAAUACUCUUUUACAACAUUUUAAAGUUGCUGUUUAUUCCAGUGUAUAGAUGUGCUGUAAUUUGCUUGGUGGUUGUCUCUUACCUUUUAAGAGGUAGUUCCUCUUAAAAAGGAAAACAGCAAAGACUUUUUAUUAAAAAAGUAAUUGAUGUUCAUUGUAGAAAAUGUAACAAUAAUUGUUAAACUAAAAAGAUGUAAAAAGCCUUAUAAUUCCACCAACCAAAAAUAAUCCCUGUUAUCAUUUUACAGGUAUCUUUCUGGUCUUCUUUCUGUGUGUUUAUGAUAAUGAUUGUCUUUUGAGUUUUUUUCCUCUUAUUUUUUUACUUUGAACUAUGUACAUUGUAGGGUCAGGAAAAAUAUAAUCUGUUAAUUAAAUGUUAAUUUUAAAGUUCAGUUUUGCUUUUCCUGGCUUUUUAGGAAUUGACUAACUGUAAUAAGGUCUUGACAGUAUCUCUUGUAGUUAACCAGAAAAAGAAAUUGCAUGGUUUUUUUUUUUUAAUUAAAUAAGCUUAUUGUAGAAAGUAUUUGGGAAGUAUAGAAAUUAGAAACAGAGACAGCUGUUGUCAAUGUUGUUGUUUAUUUCCUUCCGGCUUUUUCAAUAUUUUUAGUAAUAUUGAGAGCUUAUUGAAUUUAGUUCUGUUUUGUUUAACUUAAUGUGGUAUCAUAAAUGCUUUGACACGUUAAAUUCUAAAUAAAUAAUUUUUAAUGGCC
This is a messenger RNA of Odocoileus virginianus texanus, 3566 nucleotides long. It is a transcript of the gene PDCL, whose product is annotated as phosducin like. Gene Ontology annotation, biological process: heterotrimeric G-protein complex assembly; regulation of G protein-coupled receptor signaling pathway. Gene Ontology annotation, cellular component: cytoplasm. The record is from RefSeq and is a predicted model, not a curated record. Lineage: Eukaryota; Metazoa; Chordata; Mammalia; Artiodactyla; Cervidae.